AUGCGCGGACGCCACGCCGAGGCGCGCGCGGUGCUCUGGCGCACCUCCGACACCGCCGAGGAGGCCGACGUCCGCCUCGAGGACAUAAAGCGGGCCUUUGAUGCGCCGCAGGCUGCUGGCUCCGUAUGGCAGGAGCUGAUCGUCCGGCCGUCGGCGACAGUCAGGCGAAUCCUCAUAUGCGUUGUCGGGCUGCACUUCUUCCAGGAGGCGUCCGGCAUGGACGCCGUCGUUCUGUACAGCCCGCUGGUGUUUAACAAGGUCGGCAUGUCCGCGACUAGCUCCAUACUAGGCGCCACCGUGGCCGUCGGGGUCGUCAAGACGUGCUUCAUCUUCGUGGCCAUGCUCCUGGUCGACCGCGUAGGCCGGCGCCCGCUCCUGCUGGCCAGCGCCGGCGGCGUCGCGGUGUCCUUCACCGCUCUGGCGCUCACGCUCUGCGUCCGCGAGACAUCGUCGGCGAGCGCAGCCGCGUCCGUGGCGUCCGUGAUGGCGUUCGUGGCGGCGUUCUCCGUCGGGUUCGGGCCGCUCGCGUCCACGUACGCCGCGGAGAUCAUGCCGCUGCGGCUGCGCGCGCAGGGCGCGAGCCUCGGCAUGGCGGUCAACCGGCUGACGUGCGGGGCGGUGAGCAUGUCGUUCAUAUCCCUCGCCGGGUGGAUAACGAUGCCUGGGUGCUUCUUCCUUUAUGCCGGCGUGGCGGCGACGGCGUGCGUGUUCGUGCACCUGCGGCUGCCGGAGACGAGGGGCCGGAGCUUGGAGGAUAUGGAGGCCCUCUUCGCCAAAUGA
Messenger RNA from Triticum turgidum subsp. durum (durum wheat), 780 nucleotides. NCBI's taxonomy places the organism in Eukaryota, Viridiplantae, Streptophyta, Magnoliopsida, Poales, Poaceae. The record is from the annotation of a GenBank genome assembly.